UCAGGCGUCCAGGUUGACAUCCCCAGACUGCUACAUACUCGAGAUGCUCGUCAUGCCGGAGGAGCUAUUCUCUCCCUCGCUCUUGCAUUUCAAGCAAGAGCGUCGACCUAGCUAGUCACAGAGGCUUGAUCACCUGAAGCCUAUUCGUUUGCAACAAAAUACAUCGUCCAGCAAUGUCGACUACAUACUCAUCUGUGAAGCCAAACUACCCUGGUCCACGGGAUUUGUCUGAAACCAAACGUCUCAAAGCUCAGAGUGAUCUGGUGACAGCGGCAUUUGAUGGACUUGUCUUGUGCCCAGUCGACUUGACUGCUUCUGACCUACGCGUCCUGGACUCGGGAACCGCUGAUGGAUUGUUCCUGACGCAACUUCGCUCCAUGCUGGCUCAUCCGGAUUCGGCCACCUUGAUCGGCACGGACAUUGCGCCAUUCGAGGAGAAUGUGGACAAGCCAGACUAUAUUGAGUGGCACAAGCAGGACAUCAACGCCGACUGGCCAGAGGCAUGGCAGGGCACCUUCGAUUUCGUCCACCAGCGCGCCGUCAUCUCUAACACGGGUGACUGGGAUGGCGCGGUCAAGGCCAUAACCAGACUUGCUAGACUUGCUAAACCGGGCGGCUAUAUUCAGCUGGUUGAUAGCGCUCUGCCAAUCCAAGAGAUUGAGGAGGGCGACCCGCCAUUUCUCAAACUAAUGAAUACACUGGGCAAGUUUCUCGGCAGUUUUGGUCUUAAUACCCAUGCUGGUGAUAAAUUGGACAAAUUGUUGAGCGCAACGGGCGAGGUGGUCGAAAUUGGCCACAAGGAAGCUGCUGUCCGGCUAGGGGUGAGCGCGAAGGAUGAGGGGACGAGACAAGCCGGAAGGGUCUGGCUCAGUGGCAUGAGACAGGCAGUCGGAAAUGGACUGGCCAAGAUGGGCGAUUCUGCUACCAUGAGCCCGACCGCCUGGAAUGACCUUGUGACUGAGGUCGAAGAUCAAUCAGACACAACCGGAGUCGAAUUCAAGUGGUGGGCCGCCUGGGGCAAGCGCACGAGCUCGGCAUAGAGUGCAUCAAUCUCUCUGUUGGCUGGCCAUCGUUACCGGCACAUACGGAGUAUGAUUGAUACACAUCACCUGCUCUCUUCACAGACGGUGCGGGUCGAUUCGCGGUAGCUCCCACGGGAGGAGGAAGGGCAGCAACGAUGGCAGUUGGUAGUACACCAGCCAGAGUCAGAAGCUCCCUUAUCCAUGUGCUGCAUUGGGAGCUCGAAACGCAUGAAGAUGAAGAUGAGUACUACUUCAUUCGGAUUGAAAUCCAGAGAAUAUGCGACAGCGAGCUGCAUUAACUUUGUUACUUUGAUCCUGUCUAGACGUCACCUCAAGGAACGCAACUCAAUCAAACAACCCUUAACGAAUAGUCCGGAGCCUUUCGCAC
Exophiala xenobiotica is the source of this 1410-nucleotide messenger RNA. RefSeq lists its product as uncharacterized. The transcript has a single exon. The record is from RefSeq and is a predicted model, not a curated record. The coding region runs from base 174 to 1040 and encodes 288 amino acids. NCBI's taxonomy places the organism in Eukaryota, Fungi, Ascomycota, Eurotiomycetes, Chaetothyriales, Herpotrichiellaceae.